Molecule: messenger RNA, 1446 nt
Organism: Sesamum indicum (sesame)
Lineage: Eukaryota; Viridiplantae; Streptophyta; Magnoliopsida; Lamiales; Pedaliaceae
Cellular component (GO): cytosol
Molecular function (GO): protein-folding chaperone binding
Source: RefSeq, a predicted model, not a curated record
UUGAGACUCCGGCAGGAGAUCAACUUCAGCUUUGCCUUUUCUACUGAAAAGGAAGUAAGUUGGGAGAAGGUACUGAAUUCUCAUCAAAUUCUUCAGUUUCGCAGCAUAAAUCUUUGCACUCAGCAGAAAGAAAUAAAGGAAGAAACAAGGAAAAAGGUUACAAGUGGAUGAUUGGAUACAUAGCAGGUAGAAAAUCAUGGGUGUGGACUACUAUAAGAUUCUCCAGGUGGACCGUUCCGCCAAGGAUGACGACCUCAAGAAAGCCUACCGCAAACUUGCCAUGAAGUGGCAUCCCGACAAGAACCCUAACAACAAGAAAGAAGCCGAAGCCAAAUUCAAGCAAAUCUCCGAAGCAUACGACGUAAUUAUAGCUUUACUGCUCUUGUUUAAUUGUUUUUGUUAUUUAAUUCCAAUUGUUUAUUUGUUUAUUUAUUGUCAGGUGUUGAGUGAUCCGCAAAAGAGGGCAGUUUAUGAUCAGUAUGGGGAGGAAGGGCUAAAGGGGCCAGGUCCGCCGCCCGGUGCCGGCGGAUUUUCCGGCGGGAUGGACGGAGGUGGACCUACAUCAUUCCGGUUUAAUCCGCGCAGCGCCGAUGACAUCUUUUCGGAAUUUUUUGGGUUCGCGAGCCCGUUUGGGGGGAUGGGAGAUAUGGGUGGUGGGUCGAGGGCUGGCGGGUCUGGUCUCCCAAGGGGUAUGUUUGGGGAUGAUAUUUUCGCUUCCUUCAGGAAUGCUGCUGCCGGUGGAGAAGGAGGCUUGGGUAGUAUGCCUCGAAAGGCUGCUGCUAUUGAACGGACGCUGCACUGUAGUCUGGAGGAUUUGUAUAAGGGGACAACUAAAAAGAUGAAGAUUUCUCGGGAUGUGACGGACUCCAGUGGGAGACCCACUAUUACGGAGGAAAUUCUUACAAUUGAAAUAAAGCCUGGGUGGAAGAAGGGAACAAAAAUAACGUUUCCAGAGAAAGGAAAUGAACAGCGAGGUGUCAUACCCUCUGACCUCGUCUUCAUCAUUGAUGAAAAGCCUCAUAGUGUGUUCAAGAGAGAUGGCAACGAUCUAAUUGUCACCCAGAAGAUUUCUUUGAUUGAAGCUCUGACUGGUUAUACCGUCCAAGUGACUACGCUUGAUGGUCGGAAUCUUACAAUACCUAUUAACAAUAUUGUUAGUCCCACCUAUGAAGAAGUUGUUAAAGGUGAAGGGAUGCCCAUCCCAAAAGAACCUGGCAAAAAGGGGAACUUAAGGAUCAAGUUCAACAUUAAGUUUCCCAGCAGGCUUACUUCGGAGCAGAAAACUGGCAUUAAGCGGUUACUAACAUCCUCUUGAAAGGCUAGUGCUGGAGCGUUGUGAUGUUUUUUCUCGUUUGUCCAGGUCUGGUUGAAAAAUUAUGUGGGAGUUGCUUUCAGAAACAGUUGUUCAGGUCAUGAUUUAUGUCAAAUGUUAAUUUUUUGGCAGCA